Priapulus caudatus is the source of this 1554-nucleotide messenger RNA. RefSeq names its product E3 ubiquitin-protein ligase RNF170-like. The transcript is spliced from 6 exons. Lineage: Eukaryota; Metazoa; Priapulida; Priapulimorpha; Priapulimorphida; Priapulidae. Gene Ontology annotation, molecular function: metal ion binding; ubiquitin protein ligase activity. The record is from RefSeq and is a predicted model, not a curated record. Bases 277 to 984 code for a protein of 235 amino acids.
AAACUUUUUAUGUAGCGUAAUUUUAACCUAAAUUAACUGAAAAUAACCCUAGAACCUAGUGUAAACUAUCUCUUUUUAAUCAACAUCAGCGACAGCAUGUCCCAUCCUCUACACCACGUAGCCUACUCUGGCUAUUUCAAUGAUAAAAUAAUAGUGAAUAUAUACUAAUUCGUUUUAAACACUACUGCAAAAUUUUAAUCACAAUAUUCAUGUCAUGACAUGCUUUAUCGCAUUAGUACAAUUUAGGUGCCGCUCACAUACUGCUCUACAGACCUCAUGCAUGGUGUUGCCCAGGUUCACAUGUAUAAGAGUAGGCGGCGGAAUGGUGGGCAGGCUAUACAUCCAGACUACCAGGAGAACGUCCUGACUGCUCGCGAGCAUGUUGAACAGGACAGGCAGUCACAAAACGGAACCUUUAGGCGUUAUCAUGGGGGUGACAUGCAGUGCCCAAUCUGCCUCAAUCAUGCCAGAUUUGCCGUGGAAACAAACUGUGGGCACAUGUUUUGCGGCCUGUGUAUAAUAACCUACUGGCAGCAUGGUACAUGGUUAGGGGCAGUCAGCUGUCCUGUAUGUAGGCAACAGGUUACAGUGCUGCUAUGCUAUUUCAAUGAGGCAGUACUCAGUGAGCAAGAUAUAGAAGAAAGAAAUCAAUUAAUAGUGGACAUCAAUGGAUACAAUAGAAGAUAUUCCGGGGAACCUAGGAGCGUACUGGACUAUCUCUACGACCUUCCGACGUUGCUCAGACAUGCCGUUAGCGAGUUUUUCUCCGUCGGCGGGCUUAUGGCCAUGUUUCGCCUGCGGCUCCUGCUCUGCUUCUUCGCAGCUCUUCUCUAUUUGAUAUCUCCGUUAGACAUUCUUCCCGAGGCAGUUUUUGGAAUCCUCGGUUUGAUAGAUGAUGUGUUUGUGUUGCUUCUACUGGCUGUGUACGUUUCCAUCAUCUACAGGAGAUACUUGGCAGAUCGGGGGGCAGAGGGAGCUCAAUAGCAGACCAGGGGCAGGGACAUGUAACAACAACCGUGACUGUGCAAGCUAGUUGGUGGCCGAGUAGUUGAUGCAUGUAGGGACUCGUAAGUUACUGACAGUCAUCCUUAAAGUAUGCUAAGUCUACAAUAGCCUACCUGCUGGUCAGGCGUGUGAUUGCUCUUUUUCCCCAUAGAUAGCACCACCUGCAGGGUCCCUAUAUAUAUUCCCAUGUAGACCACAUUUUCUUCUGUGUUGCUGUAGUUCAGCUUUUCCUGCGUAGCCCAUUUGCCCGAUUGCUCCAUCACAGGGCUAUAUGGCAAGUAGGAAGGAGCGAGGUGGAGAAUGCAGAUUACCUGAUCAAUAGUGUCAUCGCUAUUUCAAUUUAAAUGUGGCUUUGUAUGUUGGUCGUGUGAUCAUUUACGUUCAAUUAAUGAGCAAAUUUCGCCACAUGCACCACAGGCUUGUAUUUAAUUGUACCACAGACUACUGCAUAGGUCCACUGUGGCUCAAGGGGUUGUUGUCGUAACAGGUACUACAGAUAUGUACCCGAGCUACAUAUAUGUAUACACAAAGUGUACAGACUUGUACUAC